AAAAUCUGAGUAAUUCCGGCAAAAUGGAAUGGUUGGCAGCUCUGAUAAACUCAGUCUGAACAAGCUAUAAAUAUUCUUAGAUCAACAGUUCAACACCAAGAGGAAAUAAAACAGGAUGUCACAUAAAAUACAAUCUUCCUGUCUCACACUUAAAUACAGCUAAAUUCCUUUUAAAAAUCCUUUUCAACAAAAUUAUUCAUAAGAGACAUUCUUAGGCAAUCCUACUGGCUUCCUGCUAGUUGCAUACAAUUUGAAGCUCCAGCACUAAAAUCAGGAAUUAAUUAUUUUGUGUGCUAAUGGAAAAUGGAACAUUUUAGAUGAACACUCUGAUAAGUUCUUGUUCUUGAUGAUACUGUAAUAUCUCAAAAGUGCACUGACUAUAUAUUUCUACCUGUCUGGUAUUAGAGAAUUAUGGCAGUUUACACCAUAAGCUGCAAAAUUUGUCUUGAGCUACUACUUCUUGCAGUAGGACUUAUUUGGCUACAGGUGCAACUAUCUGAUGCAUUUGGUGCAGAAACUGUCAAGACUCCCACAAAAUGCCGGCUGAAGAACUCUAGCCAUGGAGUUAUUGCAAACUGUGAGCACCUUGGACUCACAGAGGUUCCUCAGGAUCUGCCCCAAGGUGUGACCGAGCUCAACUUGUCCGUCAACAAACUGACGGUCCUCUACAACGGUUCUUUUCAGGGUGUUCCAAAUGUAACCCUCCUCAACUUGCAGGUGAACCCAAUAAAUUCUAUACAAAGCAGGACUUUCUGGAAGUUGACAAAGCUCAGUACUCUCAUCAUCAUUGGGAACAAUCUAGACUAUAUACCUCCAAAAAUAUUUCUGAAGAACUUGCUACUUACAAAGCUGCUGUUGAAUGGCAAUCACCUGGAAGCUGUUCCUCAUGAAGCCUUUUCAGACAUACCCAACUUGUCAAAUGUGGAGCUCGCGGGGAACAAAAUCAAGAGUCUCAACUUUGAGGGAUGUUCUCAAUGGAACCAUCUGGAAUACGUAAACCUCAAACUAAAUGAGGUUGAAGAAAUUCAACAAGAGGACUUUCUUCCUCUGCAGAACACAACAAUUGGCACUUUGACCCUCAUGGCUAACAAAAUUCAAAUUCUACAACCACAAUGUUUUUUGCAUCUGAAUUCGAUACCACAAAUUCUGCUUGGAGGAAAUCAUAUUAACUCAUUUGACAUUCAACCUUUCCUUGGCAUGACUUACAUCGAACAUUUAUCAUUGUUUGGCUGCCAGAUCCAUGAUCUUGUACCACCUGACUUACCUUCCAAUCUGUCCAUCACUUACCCAACCAUCAAAAGUCUAACACUAUCGACUAAUAAGCUUGAGACUGUACAAGAGGGUGCACUCUGGGGCUUCACGACUUUGGAAGUGCUUUCCUUGAGUCUUAACAAACUCAGACUCCUCACUAAUAAGUCAUUUUGUCGUCUGGAGUCACUUACAGAACUAGACAUUUCAUACAACAAAUUAACAUCCUUCUCAUAUGGGACAUUUGCUUGCCUGCAAAAUUUGAAACAACUGAAUGCAUCUGGAAAUUUAUUACAGACUCUCUCUCCUGGAUACUUCCAUGGUAUGUCAUCUAUUCUUACCAUAUCCCUCUCAAGUAACAGAAUCGAUGCACUGAACAAUGACCAGCAGCUUUGGACAAUCAAGACCCUCUGUAUGCUUGACAUAUCCAACAAUGCUUUAGACAGUGUUUCCAAGGAGAGAUUUAAUGGACUAACCAAUUUGGAGGCAUUGAACAUAUCUGGCAAUAACAUUAAUUACUACAGUUACACAGCUUUCACAGGCUUACUAAAUUUGAAAGAGCUGCACCUGAAAAAUGAGCAGACCACAUUUCUGCAAAAUUCCUUUUGUCAACUGCAUACACUUCUCAUUCUGGAUCUAUCAAAUGCACCCAUCCAGGUGUCACCAGCGUCAACAGAGCAGUUUUCCAACAUGAGUAGUUUAAGCGAACUGCGUAUGGAGAAGGCACGGUUGAAAGAUACAGUUCUAUAUGACCAAGAAAAACAUCAGUCACUUGUCACCGGUCUCUUCUCGCUUCGUAAGUUGCGAAUCAAAGACAAUUUUUUGUAUGACCUUGAUGUCAGGAUAUUUCAGAACCUUUCACAACUGGUCCAUCUUGAUAUGACCAACUCAAGAAUACAUACGCUAAGGUCAGGACUGUUCAGUCCUCUCCCCUCCUUAAGGUACCUUUAUAUCAGUGAGAACAAUCUGGUGGAGGUUCCUGGAGACCUAUUCAAUGGCCUCUUCGGCCUGAAAGUGCUGUAUUUCCAGAACAAUAUCCUGAGUAGUCUGGACCCCAAGACUUUCGCCCAGACACUGACAUUGACGGAUCUUUAUCUACCUGGGAAUCAAAUCAGCACCAUUAAACCUGGAACAGUUCUACCAGGUAAUACUUCCCUUAGGUUCGACGUCUCAAAAAACCCCUUCACCUGUACAUGCCCCUUGGCAUGGUUCAGGCAGUGGUUGGACUCUGCCGACAUUGAUUUUAAACAUGCAGACCAGACCCUGUGCUCCGGGACGUCCCUGAAAGGACUCUCAAAACAGCCAAUACUGUCCUUUCAUCCUGAAGAUCAUUGUGGAGUCAAUGUCUUUCUUAUAGUAGGUAUUUCCUUAACAGGUAUUUUCCUUUUUCUGAUAACUAUGCUUGCUUACAACAGACGUUGGUGGUUGAAUCACAAGCUUUUCCUUCUUAAACUUGCUGUUGUUGGCUACGAAGAAAUGGCAGAAGCCUUUGAUGCAGAUAACUACAAGUUUCAUCUGAACCUCAUGUUCCUUGAAGAGGAAGAGGAAUGGGUUGAUCGGGUCAUGAAACCUGCCCUGGAGGAGAGGUUGCCGCAUCUGCAGAACAUCAUCUACGGAGACAAAGACCUCCAUCUUGGAAUGUUCUACAUCAAUGCCAUCAAUGACGCCCUGGAUAACAGCUUCAAGACUGUCUUGUUGAUAAGCAACCAAUCUAUACGUGAUGCCUGGUGCAUGACCAAGCUCCGUAUGGCACUGGAGCAUCUCAACGAAACAGGUCUGGACAAAAUCAUCUUGAUAUUUGUGGAGGACAUCGAGGAUGAGAACCUGCCCUAUCUUGUCAGGUUGUUCAUGAGUAGGAACAAACCUUACAUGUUGUGGAUGGAUGAUGAAGAUGGACAGGAACUAUUUUGGGCUCAGUUUGAGAGAAGUAUGAGAGCAAAUAAAGCUAUCAACAAUGCCAUUCCUCUUUAACGGGCAAUCACGUUUUUGUAUUAACAAAUCCUAUCACCUAAUCACCAUAAUGUUCAAAGUAUUAAUCUCAGGCAAUUUUAAUAGCCUUGUACAUCACCUUUUGUGAACAUUACUUUGUACCACAUAAAUCCAUAAUCUAAAUCUAAUUUAUAUACCGGUAGGAUACUGCACGUACGCUCUUAACCAAACUUGAAAUAUCAAGAACAAAAAUUAAAAAUUAUUUUCUUGACAGUCUCUACGAUCAUUUUUAAAUUGCACUGUUUGAUUUAUGCAUAUAAUGGUUGCCGAAGCAUAUAUGGUUCAAUCAAAUGAAAAGGCUAGAUUGGGGAAUGUCUUGAGCAACAUGAAAGGUGGUUUUGUGCAUUUCAGAUGCUAGAGGAUUAAAGCGGCAAUUUAACUGGUUGCAUAACUACAUGAGCAAGAACAUCCUUGUGUUUGCUGCUUAUUAUAACAGCAAGCAAAUGAACAAGCUGGCCCUUGUCUUACCCAGUCGAAACAAUACAUACAUGUAAGU
Strongylocentrotus purpuratus (purple sea urchin) is the source of this 3733-nucleotide messenger RNA. RefSeq names its product toll-like receptor Tlr2.1. The record is from RefSeq and is a predicted model, not a curated record. Gene Ontology annotation, molecular function: protein binding. The transcript has a single exon. NCBI's taxonomy places the organism in Eukaryota, Metazoa, Echinodermata, Echinoidea, Camarodonta, Strongylocentrotidae. Gene Ontology annotation, biological process: signal transduction. The coding region runs from base 412 to 3219 and encodes 935 amino acids.